CGCGACAUUUGUGGUUUGCUUGUGCUUGUUGCUGAAGUUGAAAGCGAUUAGGUACAUGUAGUAUUGAUUUUUCAGUAGUGAUUAUACCAUCCGUCAGUUUGGUAUCAUAAUUUGUGAAAGGGUAAUUAUACAUUGCAAAUAAUAUACUUAAUCACAAUGGCUGAUAAAAUUCAACAAGCUGAAAAUCAUAUCAAAAAUGCUGAGAAGGCAUUGAAGUCGACUUUUUUUCGGUGGAAGCCUGACUAUGACUCUGCCGCAGAUGCGUUUACUCAAGCAGCUCAGUGCUAUAGAAUUGUGCGUGACCAAAAAAAAGUGAAAGAAUUUUACGCGAAGGCGGCGGAAUGUCACAUACGGAAUAAUGCGUUGUUCCAUGCCGGCAAGUGCUUGGAGACGGCAAUGAUGGCUUGCAAAGAAACGUGUGCCGCCGAUGAGAUUUUUACAAUGGCUUCGGAUGCAUCUACGUAUUAUCAACAAUAUGGGUCAGGAGACGCUGGUGCCGGCGUGCUUGAGAAGGCAGCCAAGAUUCUGGAGGAGAAUGAUCCAGAGAAAGCUGUUAAAUUAUAUCAGAUGGCGGCAGAUGUGUCGUCGACCGAGAGUAGUCAACAUCAAGGUGCGGAAUAUAUGCGCAAGUCUUCUCGGAUACUUACCCGUCUUGAACUGUUUGACCAAGCCGUGGACAGCUUGAGGCGUGAGAUUGGGUACAACUUGGAGCACGGCAACUACGGUGCGGUCGGCCGUCUCGUGGUCGCCAUUGUGAUAGUCCAGCUCGCUAGGGGAGACCCGGUGGCUGCUGAGAAGGCUUACAAGGAGUGGGGCAACAAUUGCGAGGCGGCCGAGUCCACUACUCUGGAGCAGUUGCUCCAAGCUUACGACGAGGAGGACCGCGCGGGGGCCAGGGCCGCGCUUUCGUCGCCUUUCAUUAGGAGCAUGGAUGUGGAAUACUCCAGAUUGGCCAUGACGGUCCCGCUGCCCGAGGGCAUUGAGCCGGCUCCGAGCGCCGGGGUCCGUGAGAACGCGGCGCCGUCUUACGUCAGCGCCAACGUAGCGGCUUCGGCCGGCCCGGCGCCGUCUUGCAGCGGCGCUGCGAAAUACUCGGAGGAUGGAGAAGAAGAGUCUCCGUACGAGGCAGUUACGUAUGACAACAAGAAGGCCGACGACGAAGACGGAUUAUGUUAAGAUGUAAGAUUGUAAAAGUCUAUAUUGGAUUCUGUAUGUUGCUAUAUGCACAAUAUGUAUAAACGAGAUGAGUGGCCAUUAUUAUGGGGCGUAGUGUUGUUGUUAUAAGUAGCCAUUAUUAUGAUCAAAAUGGUUUUUAGUCAGCCUAAUGUUAAUUAAUUGUAGUACUUGGACUUCUUUGUUAGUCAUUUUGAACUUUAUCUCUUAACAACUAAGCUAGUUAUCGCUCCCAGAUUGCUGCAGAGAACCAAAAUGUCGUCUGCUUCAAACUCAAGCUUUCUGCAUUUAGAUUAAGGUAUUGUAUUCAUUACUUUUAAGAAAGCUAUACUAGACAUCGAUUUUAGUAAAUAAAGGAAUCUACUUAUUUUCGCAUUUUUCAUGUGUCAUUCAUAAAUCGUUCUUUGUGUUUACUAUUAAAUAAGGUAUAUAUUUUUUACGUAAGCGGCACAGUUUCGCUACGUUUGUAUUCCAAGAGCAAUAAUGAAAAAUGUGAAUGAAGACCCUGUUUAGUAGGGCAUAAGCGACGUAGCUUAAUGUUGGAUUGGUGAUGUGGCAAUGCCAGCCUUAUGAGUAAAUUAGAAAGCAAAAUGAAUACCAUUUUGUUCUAUUGAUUAAGUACUAUUGGCAAAGAAGUAAAAACUAUUGAUCAUUUUUUUCAACAUUGGCAUCUUCGCUAAGGAUUGAUGGAAUAUAUGCGUAAAUUAUUUAUUGCCAUUGCUAUAAGUUUAAUUAUAGAAGGCUUGUUGACGUAUAAGGUUAUGGUGGUUAGGUCUACCAGAAUCUCAUGGCAAAUGGGGAAAAGAAAUUUUGUUGUUUUACGAUCUUGAUACCGUUUAGUUUUUAUUUAUGAUUUUAAUAUUAAUUAACUGGAAGUACGAAUAUACAUUUUAGGUCUGUGCAUGAAGAAUGUAGCAACAACAUAGGGAAAUAUUUCUUGAAAAAUAAGUACAGUAGAAUCUCGAUUUUCCGAGCUUCGAUUAUCCGGAUAUCCGAUUAUCCAGACUCAUUCUUCGGUUUAAAGAAUUUAAUCAUAAGGACAGGUAGUUCACUUACAAGAGAUCUCGUUUUUGAUCUACAUAAACGUGUUAACCACUAAAAAAAAAAUACAAACGAAAGUGGAAUUUUUAGCGAAUAUUUUCCGUGCGACAUCAACUGUACUGUGGCUCGCAAUACUGCAAUAGUUUAUACUGCGGCACCAUCGAGCUACGCGGAUCGCAAUAAUUGAAAACAAUAUUACCUAUUAACUCGUUUGAGAUGUAGUUAGGUGGCUUUUUCGACAUUUUCACAAAAAUAACAAAUGGUUAUGAAGAUAUCAUGCCAUAUUCUGGUAGACCUAUUACUAUUAUUUUCCGAAUAGUCCGGCAAAUGCUACAGUUUGCUGGUUAUUUUGCUUACGUAGUUUAGGAGUUGCCUACCUAUUUGUAUUUAAGAAUAAUUAUAUAAACGUUAUGUAUAAUAUCAAAUAUAAAUAUUAUGGUUGCUUAGUAUAAAGUUUAUAAAUUAUAUAUAUACACACUAUAUCGUGCGAGAUUGUUACAUUUAACUUGAAAGGUUUUAUUUUAUUGUUUGAUAAAUAUAUUUUUAUUGUAUCAACCUACUCGUACCUAACCUACUUCACUUUUGCAUUGUAGAUGCCGUCCAUUUUAUUUCCUAUUUGUAUUCAGGAAUCCUGUAGUAAAAAAUUGAUAAUGAUUCCUUUAACAGUAUAUUGUUAUGUUGCUCAAAAAUACUUCACAUAAAGUAACAUACUUUUUUAAACUUCAUAUUUUUUAGACUAAAUGCGUAGCUAUGCUAUAAUAAUUAUUGCUACCGCGUCACUUCUUUAGUAAAAUUAUUGUAGUUAUCAUUCAAUUUGUCUUUAAAUUAAAUUUCUAUUAAGUGAAGUUGUAUGUUGGCUUGUAAAUAUAGGGGGGUAUGGAACUAAUGAUACAAUUUUAAAAACUAUUACAUUGAGUAUAGUAUAAUUUUGAAGUAACUAUGAAGUUAGUGAGAUAUCUUUAGCAAAUUGUAAUGCGCUAGACUACUUUUGAGCACUUUGGCUCAAUAUAUAUUAUAUUUGGAGUAGGUAGAGUAAAUAAUCUAGGGUCAUCAUUUAGUCACAUUCACAUGUUUAAAAGUGUAAUUGGCUACAUGACUUGAUUAUAAAAGUUUUGUCAUUUAUGCGAAAAGUAGGAAGAUGACCCUUUUUAUGCAAAAAAAUAGCAUUUCAUAAUAAAUAAAAUAUACUUACGUGCCCAUAUCAACUAAGUGUAUUCCGCUAAGUAACUUGAUGUAUGAACAACAUACAAAAUCAUUAAAAAUCCCUGUACCUACUUCACAGCAUUGUGUGAUUCAUGUUAUUAAAAUUAUAUUCUAUGUAAGCAGCAGAAUAAAUGAA
This is a messenger RNA of Ostrinia furnacalis (Asian corn borer), 3553 nucleotides long. Its product is annotated as gamma Soluble NSF attachment protein 1. Gene Ontology annotation, biological process: intracellular protein transport. The record is from RefSeq and is a predicted model, not a curated record. Gene Ontology annotation, cellular component: vacuolar membrane; SNARE complex. The coding region runs from base 157 to 1176 and encodes 339 amino acids. Gene Ontology annotation, molecular function: soluble NSF attachment protein activity; syntaxin binding. Lineage: Eukaryota; Metazoa; Arthropoda; Insecta; Lepidoptera; Crambidae. The transcript has 8 exons.